AUGGACUCGUACGUGGUGAGCUGUAAAUAUGCUGAGCCGCAGUUCCCGCCUUGCGAGGAAGAUUACAGUAAUUUUAGUGAUCAAGGGGGGUAUUACCACAACAACAACAACAACAACGAUCCCCAGGACGGUUAUGGAGGGGGCUUCCAGGCCCUGCCGACCCCGUACGCGCCGCAUCAUCCCGGCUACGGGCUCUCCGCGCAGGCACAGGACGCAGAGGAGCUGCCGGCGCACCGGGCCGCCACUUUCCCCGGCUACCCGGAUUCAGAGGGGAAAGAAGACGAGCGGUUUCCUCCGGGUAAUCUGCAGUGCCAGGCGUGGAUGACCUGCGCCAAGACGGCUCAGGUGCAGAGGAGGAGCGGCUGCCAGCCCAAAGACAAGCCGCCCAUAGUGGUCUACCCCUGGAUGAAGAAAGUGCACGUCGCCCACGUAAACCCAAACCACGUGGGUCCGGAACCGAAGCGUCUCCGCACGGCCUACACGCGACAGCAGGUCCUGGAGCUGGAGAAGGAGUUUCACUUCAGCCGCUAUUUGACGCGCCGCCGCCGUGUCGAGGUGGCGCAUGCGCUGUGCUUGUCCGAGCGGCAGGUGAAGGUUUGGUUCCAGAACCGCCGCAUGCGCUGGAAGAAGGACAACAAGCUGCCCAACACCAAAGGACGGAGCAAAAACAAGAAACCGACGGACAACAACAGCAGCAGCAGCAGCAGCGGGGAUGACGUCAGCAUCACGGCAACGAUCUAAAUCAAAAUUGUUUUUUGCUCAAGGAUCCAGGAUUUCUCCUCACACAACCCCUUUAUGUGUUAAGAGUCGUCCAAUAUAUUAGCCCUAUAUUAUGAUUUAAGUCCAGUAUUUCUGUAUAUUUUAAGUACUUCAUCAAGUUGCCAAAUAGCAAAAGCGUGCUUUUAUUUUGGAGAAAACAGGGUUUUGAUUUCAACAGGGUAAAUACAAAUGCAGGGUUUAUGUAAGAAUGCCUGAUUUAUAUGCACAUUGCCAAAACGUUCCCAGAGCAGCGCUUAAGUUUUGCUCAUCAACAACAAACCAUUUCCUCAACAACAGCCAGCUUUUAUUUUCUGCAUCCAAAACGGCUAGAUGAGGAUGAGCAGCCAUAUAUUAUUGUGAAUAUAUUAUGACUUUUUUUUACACAAAGGCAAAAUGGGAGCGGUGAGAAAGUGAAACCUGAAUUAGACACGUACUGUAAAUUCAUCUUUGUCUCAGGGUUACAGGGUUUUGUACGGAAUGUUCAUCCGGGAGGGUUUUUGAUAACAAUUAAUGAUAAUAAAAUAUAAGCCUUCGGAAUUAUCCUCAUGUCCAUUGCUCUCGUUGUUUCCAGCCUAUAUGCUAUUACCAGUACUUAUCUUAUGUUUUGUUUAAGAUUUUGGGGCAUAUUUUAU
Molecule: messenger RNA, 1391 nt
Organism: Synchiropus splendidus (mandarinfish)
Lineage: Eukaryota; Metazoa; Chordata; Actinopteri; Syngnathiformes; Callionymidae
Product: homeobox protein Hox-D4b-like
Exons: 2
Coding region: 1-741 (246 amino acids)
Biological process (GO): anterior/posterior pattern specification; embryonic skeletal system morphogenesis; regulation of transcription by RNA polymerase II
Cellular component (GO): nucleus
Molecular function (GO): RNA polymerase II cis-regulatory region sequence-specific DNA binding; DNA-binding transcription factor activity, RNA polymerase II-specific
Source: RefSeq, a predicted model, not a curated record